AUGGAGAUUCCCUGGGGAUGCCUCCAGGGUGUGCUGGGCACCGGCAGCAGCACAAACAGGGACACCCUUCCCAACACCGUCCUCGCUGGCUCCGGGAUGGCUGAGCUGGAAGGACACAGUGCUGGGUGUCCCCAGGGUGACAGCAGCCCUGUCCCAUGGGAGCAGGAGCAGAGCUGGGCUCCUCUCCUGGGCUCCAGCCCGGGGGACCGGAGCAGCUCCAGCUCCAUCUGCACCGAGGACUUCGCUGCCAGGUUCCAGGAGGGAAUGGUGGAACCCCUGCUGCCUGAGGAGGAGGAAGAUGAGCUCACUGGGGUUGUCCCCACUGAGGGAGCUGACCCUGGGCAGGAUGAGUCCUUGUUCCCCACAGGGAGAAGUCUGGAUGUCCGGAGACAGCUGGUGACGUAUCCGGGCAGAAAACUCUGGGGGGACAGGUCUCCAUCCCCGAUGAGGAGGGGGAGCCUGGAGUCCCUGGGAGCCAGGAUAUCCCGGCUGAGCCAGAACCACGUGCUGGGGGUGGCCCGGGGGGAGCCCUGCCCAGCCCCCUCUGCCCAGCCAGCCCUGGGCCGGGGGGAUUCUCCCCAGGGGGGUUCAGGCUCCAGGGAAGACCUGUUGGCCUUUUCCCUGCCUGGGCAUCCCCUGAGGACUCCAGGGAUCUCUGCUGGCAGGAGCAGGGCCGGGGCAAGGACAGGCUCUGCCAGUUUGCCCAGUGCCAGGACCAGGGGACAUCCCUCCAGCAAGGCCCUGGGCCAGAGGCUGCAGGAGCCACCAGCUCUCCGGGGACAGAGCAGAGGGAAUGUCACCCUGGCUGUGGAUGACACGGAGGGGGAAGGAGCGGGCAGCAGGAACAGAGCUCCCUGCUCGGAUCACCGUGCUGAGGCAGCACUGGGAGCACCGGGAGCACCGGGAGCACUGGGAGCCCCCGGGACAGGGGUGUCACCUGUGUCCUGGUGGCAGCGGGGGAAGCACAAAGUGGGGCUGCCCUGCCAGCGUGCAGUGGCACAGCCGGUGUCACUGCAGAGGAGCCGGGAGGGGACACGAGAGCCGGGAUCUGGUGCCAAGACUCGGAGUGGAGGGGACAGAGCCAGGGCUGGCCUGGCACUGCUGCCACACUCCUGGGACAGCUGGCACAGGCACCCCACGGACCGGGAGAGGAUGUCUCGGCAGGGGCAGGGAGCCUGUGCCGGCUGCCGGGAGCGGCUGGGGAAGGAGGGAAGGAAAAUGUUGGCUUUGCAAGAGGAGAAACUCGAGCUACUGAAGGUCAGUGAACUCCCAGCUUUUCAGUGGGGCCGAGAUCACACCAGAGGGGCCGUGGGAAGGAGCACACACAUCACACCCCUGCACACACAUCACACCCCUGUCAGGGCUCAGCCCCUUAUCCAGGCACGCACAUGUCCCAUGGGAAGAGUUCGGGGCCGCCCAAAUUCCUAAAGAGCCAAACUAGAUCUAUCCCCAGGAAGGUUUUAUUGAGGGGCUGGGGCUUUUAAGAGAAGAGUUUGUUGGGAAAACCACCCUUACGGCUGUAGGCAGAUGGGGUGACUGGUCUGCAGGUCAGAAGGUCCCUGGAGAUCCCCAGCAGAGGCAGAGAGAGCUGGGAUGUGGGGGGUGGGCAGGGCUUGAUGCCAGGGUGAGGAUACCCAGGCUGACAGCACUGACUCACCAAACCUCAGCUCU
Molecule: messenger RNA, 1671 nt
Organism: Neopelma chrysocephalum (saffron-crested tyrant-manakin)
Lineage: Eukaryota; Metazoa; Chordata; Aves; Passeriformes; Pipridae
Exons: 7
Coding region: 1-1428 (475 amino acids)
Source: RefSeq, a predicted model, not a curated record